AGAACCCUCCACCACACCCACGCGUUUCUUUACCCUAAGCUUUUAGCUGGUCCAACGAAAGGCACACAGCCCGACAGCCGCCGCUGUUUCUUCAUCUUCCUCGCAGCGCCGGCGCUCCUUCUUCCGCUCCCUCUCCGAUUCGCGCUCGGCACGCAGGCGACGGCGGCGGCGCUCGUGCUCGGGCUCUCAGCGACGGCGGGCAGUCCCAGACUCGGUGUCGGCGUCAGCGGUCCCCCUUCCGCCUGUCACCAAUCGCCUCGCGCCCUCGCCUCCGGUCCUCCGCACACCGACCGGCGCCCUGCGUGCACGCCUCCCGCUCCCCUCCUGCCUCCGGUGGACCGUCGACGGCGCUCGGACCCGGAGGCUGCACUGCGCGCCGCGUGCGACCGGCGGGCAGCGGGAGCCAGCAGCCGCGCCGCUUUGGUAGCGCUUAUACCCCCAAAUGAAUCCUUACCGUCCGCUUAGCUCUUCAGCGCGCUGAAGCGUGCGCUUAGUGCCGAUUUUUGGAACCCUGAUUGUUGAGUGUUUUGACAUAGUAACUGGCUGUAACACAUUGGUAUUUGAAGACCAUUGCAGGUUGUAACACACUGUUAUAUUUGAAGACCAGUGGUGGGUUGACUUAAAAGCAGGGUUUAAACAUCACUUUUGUGAUUUGUUCUGCAAUAUCUUUGCCAUAUCAUGGGGUUUCAGACCAUACCAGUCGUACCAGACCUUGUGGUGGAUAAGAGUGAGGUUGAAACCUCACAAGUUGCGGGCUCUGAUUCAAUAGUCAUAGAAAGGGUGGAAACAAAUCUGAGCAAGGAACCCUUUCUGCUAGUUCCCUUGGAAAAUAAGGAAGAGAAAGAGUCCCUUGGUAUAAUUUGUUAUCUUGAAAAUAACAAGGUUGAUGUUCCUGAGGCCUUCUCUCCAAGGAGAGAUAUACUUGAAUUGUCAAUCUCUAGCAAGUCUACUGAUGAUAGUCUUUCAUUGGGUUGUGAGACACCACGUGAAAGCAUCUUUGAUCCAUUUGCUCCAGGACCUGAGGAGGCAGCCUGUGCACCAAAGAAGAAAGUGACUAGAGGUGCUCAAGUUCCACCUCGCAGGAAGCUAAAUUUUGAUUCAGGUGACUACCCAGUUAAAAGGUUAAGUUUCGAUUGCAGUGAUUCUGAAGAGGAGGAUCAAUAUAUCGAAGUGAUUCACAAGAUGAUCCUGGAUCUAUUAAUUCUAGAUGUCCCUCUUGGUGGACAAAAAGAAACUGGAAAGAAUGCGACAGAUUUGGGCCUACAUGGAAGCUGCAAGACACCUGAUUCAAAGCCUCUACUUACUGGCAUUGCAUCCACAUGCCCAGAUGCACCUUUGAGGCCAUCUCUUAAAGCGUUAAAGCUGAGCCCAGGCAUUUGUCGAAAGAUUGACUUUGACUUCGAUGCAGUCAGUGGCUCAGGAAGUCUAAGUUCUUCCAUGGAUAAAGAAAGUAAUUGAUCGUUCUGCCCUUCUUGAUUGACAAUGACAAGUAAUGAACUGUGCAUUUUGGGACUGAAUGAAGCAUCGUGAUGAUCUUCCCCAGGAACAGCUUUAAUCUGCAUAUUUGCAUCUCAUGUAUCAGUAUCCUAUGCCGUUGUGGCACCUUAGCUAACCCUGAUGCUUUGGGGAUUAUUGCUGAUGGUAGACAAGUACUUAAGUAGCAAGCAGUUUAUGUUAUACAUGUAAUCUAUCUCUGGUUUUCUUUUGUAACUGGCCUUGUGCUAAUUACCUCCUAGAUUUAUAUCAGUUGAUUCGAGCUCUGACCAUAUUAUUUUGUAAAUCUUAAGACGAGACUUAUUCCAUCUGAUUAAAGUAAUGCACCCGAUGCAGUUUCUUGGUAGCUGUUAAAUCAGCUCUGACCA
Messenger RNA from Zea mays, 1862 nucleotides. RefSeq lists its product as uncharacterized. Bases 679 to 1458 code for a protein of 259 amino acids. NCBI's taxonomy places the organism in Eukaryota, Viridiplantae, Streptophyta, Magnoliopsida, Poales, Poaceae. The transcript is spliced from 2 exons. The record is from RefSeq and is a predicted model, not a curated record.